CUGCCAACACGGUGGAAAGCAUUUCAGGUCGCUCAAAUUGAUGCCUCGCGAUAUUUUUCUUGGUGUUGUAGCUCACCCAGCAAAUGGCAAAGCGGAAACACGUGACUCUGGCAAGUGGCAAGGCCUCCAAACCUACUAAACGUCAUCGCAAAGUUCCUCAACUAUUUGAGCAAGGUGUUAAUCCUGCACCGCCUUCUCUGCCGCCAACUGCACCUCGUUCACAGCGCUCGCGUGAGCCGACUCAUCAGCGCGAUUGCGACAUUCUGAGCCCGUUGUUUGAGCCGCCUGAGGCGAGCCAGCUUGCUGUUGACGCACACGCCGUUGAUAUACUUGGGGAGGAUGAGGACGAGGUACUAGAGGUUAACGCAACAGCAGAUGAUGAGGAGCAAAUAGAGCCUGUUGGGGAGGAAACUGUGGGAGCUGUUAGCAAGCCGCCUGCUGAAAAUUCUGCUAGAAGCUCACCUGGUGUUGCUGCUGCUGCCACAGCGGCUCAAUUGAGCCAGCGGCAGCGCCGCCAAGCCAAGGCAGAUAGGUGUACAAUUGCGCUGCAGCGAAGCCGACGUGUAGCUGGAGAAGGUGUUGUUGUUGGCAAUUGGGUCGAUUUUGAGGAAGAGCUAGUUGAAAUGGACAAGGAGAGCGCUCAGGUUAUGACGUGCGACUUUGAUUUGGUACUGAAAGAAGAGCUGCCAGCAACCCAGCCAGCAUCCCAGCUAGCUUGUGGUGUUGCUCGCCAGCGACCUGGCAUCGUUACAGCUAUCCAAGAAGAUGGGCUUGCUGCCAUCGUUGCAGCUGAGAGGUCUGCCAGCGGCGUUGCAAUUGGCAUAAAAGACUAUUGGAGAUGCCUUGAAGCAGGCUGCAGCAAUAACACCAACAACCUGGCCGUCAGAUUGAUUGCCCGGAAGAUCACUAUAUGGUCAACGGCAACACUAUCAAGAAGCGCCGCCGGCGGAAGGUCUCCAACAUCAUCAAACUCCAGCAUUGAAGGUCUUACAAAAGCAAUACUUGCUGGUCAUCUUGCUCAGAUGAGUGCCAAUAUUAAUCGCUGCAGGCAUGAGUCUUCUCAGAGCAUCUUCACGCCUCGCCCCCGUUGCAAGAAUUUUAAUUGCCCGAGAAACGAGCUGGUGCAACAUACUUACAACUUCUUCAACUACUGGAAGCACUCCAUGCCGCAGAUGAGAGAGACUAUCAAAAAUAUCGUUCAGCAGGUUGUCAAGGAGGACAAAUACGACAUCAACAUGUUAAUGGAUGAGCAGGUGGGGAUGACAAUGGAAGUGUGGGUGAAUUACUUCUGCAUUGGACCAGGUCACCUUGCACAUCUGCGAAGAAAAGCGAUUGAUUGGAGGAAGGAUUACGGCGGCCUGACAAAAGCUAAUUGGGAUGCAAUGGGUAGAGUAUAUAACGACGUGAGGGAGUCAGCGUCGCCUGUGAGGGAACCGUUGGGGGAAAGUGAGCUUUAA
Molecule: messenger RNA, 1457 nt
Organism: Macroventuria anomochaeta
Lineage: Eukaryota; Fungi; Ascomycota; Dothideomycetes; Pleosporales; Didymellaceae
Exons: 4
Coding region: 84-1457 (457 amino acids)
Source: RefSeq, a predicted model, not a curated record